AUGACCUCGAAAACUUCAACCGAAAUCAUCGACAUCAGGCCUGGCCCAACCGAGUUUGAUAUUCUACAGGAUAUCAAAGAUGGCCUGCGUCCUGAGGCUGGCGGAGAGAAGACUCUCCCGACCAUGCUGUUGUACGAUGAAGCAGGGCUGCGACUUUUUGAAAAGAUCACUUACGUGAAGGACUAUUAUCUCACCAAUGCCGAGAUUGAAGUUUUGGAGACGUAUGCCGAUCAGAUUGCGGAAAGAGUUCAGCCCGGGUCGGUUGUCGUUGAGUUGGGGAGCGGCAACCUGCGUAAAGUCAACAUCCUUCUCCAGGCUAUUGAGCGCCUUGGUAAAGACGUCGAGUAUUACGCAGUCGAUCUUUCCUUGCCCGAGUUGGAGCGAACGUUCGCCGAGAUCCCGACCAAUUACCAGCAUGUCAAGUUGAAAGGACUGUACGGUACAUACGACCACGCCUUGGAAUGGCUGAAGUCUCCCAAAAUCAGCGCGAAACCCAAGUUCAUGCUAUGGCUCGGUUCGAGUCUGGGGAACUUUAACCGCGCCGAUGUUCCUCCUUUCCUAAGCGGAUUCCGUGACGCACUCCAACCUGGUGACACCAUGUUGAUCGGGAUCGAUUCAUGCAAAGAUCCCAAACGUGUGUUCCAGGCAUACAAUGAUAGCGAAGGAGUAACUCGAGAUUUCACACUCAAUGGACUCAAGAAUGCCAACCGCAUCCUGGGUACUGAGGCAUUCAAACUUGACGAGUGGGAGCAUCGCGGUGAAUUCGUGGAAAAGGAUGGCUAUCAUCGUGCGUUCGUGUCGCCGCUAAAGGACGUUGUCAUCGACGGCGUGCAACUCAAGAAAGGCGAGCGUAUUCGCAUCGAGGAAAGCUGGAAAUUCAGCACUGAAGAGAUCGAACAUUUGUGGAGUGCAGCUGGCCUCGUCCCCAACACCGUGUUCAGUACCUCAAGGGGAGAUUAUGGACUACACUUUGUCUCCAAGCCCUCGUUCUUCUUUCCGACCAAUCCGGAACAAUACGCCUCAGGGCCUGUUCCAUCGGUUGCUGACUGGCAGGAACUUUGGGCUGCUUGGGAUGCCAUCACACAGAAUAUGGUACCCAAAGACGAGCUUUUGUCGAAACCUAUCAAACUCCGAAAUGCGGUCAUCUUCUAUUUGGGUCAUAUUCCGACAUUCCUGGACAUACACUUGACCCGUGCCACUGAUGGAAAACCUACCGAGCCAGCGUCCUACACACGGAUCUUUGAGCGAGGCAUCGACCCCGAUGUGGAGAACCCUGACCAAUGUCACGAUCAUAGCGAGAUUCCAGAGGCCUGGCCACCGCUGGAGGAAGUAUUGAAAUUCCAAGAUGCUGUUCGAGUAAGGACUAGGGCUCUAUACGAUUCAGUCGCUGCACACGAUAACGCUCGCGUGUCCCGCGCUCUAUGGUUGGCAUUUGAACACGAAGCGAUGCAUCUAGAGACCCUUCUCUACAUGCUCAUCCAGAGCGAACGAGUCCUGCCUCCACCAGGAUCAGUACUGCCCUCAUUCGAAGCGCUUGCUCGGAAGUCACAGUUGGCUAAGGUCGAAAACCAAUGGUUCACGAUUCCAGAAUCUGAUAUACAGGUCGGAUUGAACGAUCCAGAUGAUGGUACCGCCACCGACGGAUAUUUUGGCUGGGACAACGAAAAACCUUCCCGUUCACUACACGUAAAAUCGUUCAAGGCAAAGGCACGACCAAUCACAAACGGCGAGUAUGCCGAAUAUCUCGUUCAGACAGGGAAGAGUGCACUCCCCGCCUCGUGGUGUGACGCAUCGGACCCAGUUGCUCAAGUGGCGGUCAAGCGGGAUAGCGUUCAGAAUGGCGUCAACGGAGUCAAUAUCAACAUUGACGGUGUCACGCAAGGAAAGUACGUCCGGACAGUCUUUGGGAUAGUCCCCCUCCAGUAUGCGUUGGACUGGCCAGUAGUAGCAUCUUACGAUGAGCUAGCUAGUUGCGCUCAGUGGAUGGGUGGGCGCAUCCCCACUAUGGAAGAAGCACGUAGCCUUUACAGCUAUGUGGAGCACGGCAAGGCUCAAGAGUUUGAAAAGACGCACGGGAACAGGAUCCCAGCCGUAAACGGGCAUCUGAUCAACAACGGCGUGUCUGAGUCGCCACCAUCCCACCAUUUGUCGAACGGCAACUCCGGAGCAGUAUCCGGUCCGAAGCCGCGCGACCUCUUCAUUGACUUGGAGGGGACGAAUACGGCAUUCCAGCACUGGCACCCUGUGUCCGUUGCCGGCAAGGGCGGAAAGCUCUGCGGGCAAUCGGAUCUAGGUGGCGCGUGGGAAUGGACCAGCACUGUUCUGGAGAAGCAUGAUGGCUUUUCAGCCAUGCCACUGUACCCCGGCUACACGGCGGACUUCUUUGACGGAAAGCACAAUAUCGUGCUCGGAGGCUCGUGGGCUACGCAUAGCCGCGUUGCAGGACGCAAGACAUUCGUCAACUGGUACCAACGCAACUACCCGUACGUAUGGGCCACUGCACGACUGGUACAGGACGUGUAG
Didymosphaeria variabile is the source of this 2523-nucleotide messenger RNA. RefSeq lists its product as uncharacterized. The coding region runs from base 1 to 2523 and encodes 840 amino acids. NCBI's taxonomy places the organism in Eukaryota, Fungi, Ascomycota, Dothideomycetes, Pleosporales, Didymosphaeriaceae. The record is from RefSeq and is a predicted model, not a curated record. The transcript is spliced from 9 exons.